Messenger RNA from Drosophila grimshawi, 2628 nucleotides. RefSeq names its product A-kinase anchor protein 10, mitochondrial (gene pkaap). Gene Ontology annotation, biological process: intracellular protein localization. Lineage: Eukaryota; Metazoa; Arthropoda; Insecta; Diptera; Drosophilidae. The record is from RefSeq and is a predicted model, not a curated record. The transcript has 3 exons. Bases 133 to 2013 code for a protein of 626 amino acids. Gene Ontology annotation, cellular component: plasma membrane.
UUGUACAUCCCUGCCUUCCGUAAGCAUUUACCAAAAUUUCUCAGGCUUUUUAUUAUUGUGCUAUUUAUGAAUGCUAAUUUGUGCUUAAUUAAUAUACAAUAUUAUUGCCAACUGAACAACUAGAAUGUGAAUAUGCUAAAGUAUAUUAAAAGGCAGACGAGCCGCCGACGCAGCUCUCACGACACGGAUGCUAACAACGAAGAUGAUGAUGUGGUCGAUUGCGCGGCAGCGGCGCAAAAGCGUCACUCGCUGCGCUCAACAACAAGUUUCUGUGAUGAAGUCUUCAUGGAGGAGGAGGCGGAGGCGACAUUGUCAGCAACUUCGGAUGCAGUCAGUUUAGGCAACAACAGCUUGCUAAAUGUGGGGCCAGCUGAUGAAGAUAUAUUCAAAUAUAGCUCGCGUCUAUCGAUGACGCUAACGGCUAUUGUCAGUGAGCCCGAUUGCCUCAGCUACUUUGUACAAUAUUUGGAGGCGCAGCAGGCGCUACCGCUAAUCAAAUUCUAUCUGGACAUAGAGAACUUUAAGCGCGCAGCAUUAAAUCAACUCCAACAGCAGAAGCAGCAACAGCGACCAAAUGAUUUAGCAACAGAAGCAGAAGCAGCUGCAGUCGAUGCACAGCAGCAGGAGGAGGAGGAGGCGCCUGCUGUGAACGGAGCAGAUGAGGAGAACGAUGUACCUGAACUGAAAACUCUGUGUGACUUGUCAAUGCGCAAGCCACUCACCGAUGAUGAAAAGAGUCGCAUCUAUGCGGAGACCAGCAAACAGAUGAACAAUAAACCAGCAACAACGACGACGAUGACGUGUCGCCACAAAGUUACUACAACAACGGGACAGCAGUCGAUAAGUGCGGCGAGCAUCAACGAUGCGAUUGCCAUUUAUCAAAAGUAUUUAAUUGUGAAUGCGCCUCUGAUGGUGGACCUGCCCAUUGUCAUCCUGGCGCACAUUUCACUGCUUCUGUGCGGCAAGGGCAGCGAUAAACCGAUACCAGCCAGUUGUUUUGAUGAGGCGCGAGACUAUGUGCUGCAACAGCUCGAGCAGGAUCAUUUGCAGUGCUUCCGGCAGAGCAGCUACUAUUGCAAAUACUGUGUGGAACUAAUCGAGGGCAAUGCCGCAUCUCUGAAUAUCUACGAUGUGCUGUACGAUGAGCUGGCACUGUUUUAUCUAACCGAAUAUCUGGAACAGCAGCAGGAGCGUGAAUGCCUCGAGUUCUGGAUAACGGCCAUAAAUUUUCGCAAGAGCUACGAUGAUCAGCGUGUUGCUCAGUCAGAUGCGAUGAUCAUCUAUGAUCGUUACUUUUCUCUACAGUCCGAGUGUCGUUUGUGGAUGUCACAGAAGCUUCGGCUGCGCGUCGAGCAGGCUAUUUGUGCGCCCGGCCAGCUGGCGCAAGCCUUCGAUUUGGCACUGCUAGUCACUGCCAAAUAUCUGGAGCAGAAGUACUUUGCCGCCUUUCUCAAAUCCCACAUAUUCGACAAGUAUGUCAAUGAGCUUAAGUUGAAGACGUGCCCCGGUCAAGCGUCGGAUGAUGCCACGAAUUCCUUUAGUCUGCCGCACAAGCUAAGCCUGCGUGGAGCACCAAAGCUGAGCGCACAACAGCAACGGCGGCAUCGCAAAACCAUGUCCAUGUCGGACUGCACGCCUAUAUCACAGCACAAUACACUGCUCGCUGGUCAGGAGACGACACACAAACCAAUGCUAAAGUCGACGACAACAACAACGGGGGCUAAUAUGAACAUCGAUGCCAGGCAGCUUACAAACCCCCAACUGCUGUGGCAACGUCCAGUGAGUGCUUUAAAAUUUGGACAUGUGAAUUCACUGGGUCGCUAUGAGCGGGACUUUGAGGCUGUCGAUGCUGUCGCGACGCAUAAGGCACCAGCCUGGUCGCUGAGCGUUAAGAAUGCUAUGAGGAAGUUGGUCAAUCUGCCGGAGGAUAAUGUGCAGGAGGAGAUUGCCUGGCAGGUGGCCGAAAUGAUUGUCAAGGAUGUCACAAGCGUUACGCUCCACGGCAAACAUUAAUUGUAAUGCAAUAUUUAUUUAGUUUAUACAACCACAAAACAUAUUAUUUAUGAUUUGGCGCUCAAAUUUUUGAUGAAUCUCGCGUCUCAAGAAUUGCACAAAUUCGAAACGAAAGCUCUCUCCUAUAGCAGUGCUCUCUCUUUGAUGCUCUCUCUCUAUCUCUUUUUACACUACUAAACAAAUAACAGUCUUACGUUUGAAGAAGCUACUUAAUUUGUAUAACUAAGUUUAACUUUAACUUGUAAAGCUUGUAAAGCUUAUUAAAAUUCAAGUUAUUCUUGUUCGCCUGCUCAUUUGUUAUGUAAAGCACACACACACCACACAAAGCUAACGCAAGUUUCCUUGAUUUUGUACCUAUUAUACAUAUAUACAAAAUGCACUUAUCUCGGAUAUUAGAAAGAAAGCUUCUUCCGCAGGCUAACUAUAAUUUAACACUAUUUGAAUUUGAAAAUUCAUUCCGCUAUAUAUAUACUUAUCUUUUAUUUUAUAUAGAAUAUGUAUACCUAUGCAUAUACAUACAUAUUUUUGCAUACUGAAAAACUAUAUAACAAGAUAAUUGUUACAAAUACACUUUUUACUAUAACAAUGGAUACAAAUAUAUCUUGUAAAAAAUAA